AUGGCAGAUACAUCUGAUUUCCAGCGAGAGCAGAAGCAGCAGUUCUCUUGGCAGUAUGCAGUGACCCGUGUUGGUGGUGCUGCUGGUUCACACUGUGACAUCCAGUGUCCAGAUCUAGCUGGAAGACUGUUAGAUUUCUCUUGCAGACCAGGAUUCUAUAAAGCAUUUGCUGGGAACACAAAGUGUUCUAAAUGCCCUCCGCACAGUUUAACCUACCUGGAAGCAACUUCUGUUUGUCAGUGUGAAAAGGGUUACUUCCGAGCUGAACAAGACCCACCUUCCAUGGCGUGUACCAGGCCACCUUCAGCUCCUAGGAAUGUGGUUUUUAACAUCAAUGAAACAGCCCUUAUUUUGGAAUGGAGCCCACCAAGUGACACAGGAGGGAGAAAAGAUCUCACAUACAGUGUAAUCUGUAAGAAAUGUGGCUUAGACACCAGCCAGUGUGAGGACUGUGGUGGAGGACUCCGCUUCAUCCCAAGACAUACUGGCCUGAUCAACAGUUCUGUGAUAAUACUUGACUUUGUGUCUCACGUGAAUUACACCUUUGAAAUAGAAGCCAUGAAUGGAGUUUCUGAGUUGAGUUUUUCUCCCAAGCCAUUCACAGCUAUUACAGUGACCACGGAUCAAGACGCACCUUCCCUGAUAGGUAUGGUAAGGAAGGACUGGGCGUCCCAAAAUAGCAUUGCCCUAUCAUGGCAAGCACCUGCUUUUUCCAAUGGAGCCAUACUGGACUACGAGAUCAAGUACUAUGAGAAAGAGCAGGAGCAGCUCACCUACUCCUCCACGAGGUCCAAGGCCCCCAGUGUCAUCAUCACAGGCCUCAAGCCAGCCACCAAGUACGUAUUCCAUAUCCGGGCGAGGACUGCUACAGGAUACAGUGGCUACAGCCAGAAGUUUGAGUUUGAGACAGGAGAUGAAAGUAAGUUUCACACGAGGACAUAA
Messenger RNA from Ceratotherium simum simum (southern white rhinoceros), 942 nucleotides. NCBI's taxonomy places the organism in Eukaryota, Metazoa, Chordata, Mammalia, Perissodactyla, Rhinocerotidae. The record is from RefSeq and is a predicted model, not a curated record.